AUGAAGAGUUGGGAGGGCCUAGCCGAGAUAUUCGUGGCCAGGUUUGUCACAAACAAGUUGCAACCAUUAAGGGUAGACUUCCUGAUGGCUUUGAAAAUCGGCGAAGGUGAGAGUCUUAGGGCUUAUGCCAAAAGGUAUUAUGAGGUGUUCAACCGAAUACUCGAAUGCAACCAGGAGUUGGCGGUCGUGUCUUUUAAGAACGGCCUGGAGGAUAACUGCAUGCUUCGAAAUUCACUAGUAAAGACUCUGCCAAAGAGUAUGGGGGAGCUCAUGGCAAGGAUUGAAAAAUAUGCCAGAGCAGAAGAGGAUACACCAGGAGCAAAAGCACCGAAGCAGAUCCCGGUUUAUAAAGUACUAGAAAACAUCAGGAACCAGCCGUACUAUAGAGAGCCAGAGAGGAUCCUUGGCGAAUUUAUAGAGAGAAAUGUAGCGAAGCACUGCGCUUACCACAAUGAAGAUAGACACCUAACUUAUAGUUGUAGAGCCCUAAAGGCACAUUUCAAAGAUCUAAUCAAACAAGGUCACUUGAGGGGCCUAGUAGAUGAGGCCAGAAUGAGAGAAGAACAGGCGAAACUACCCCAGGCACCGCCAACACCACCUCCAUCAGCACCACAACAGCAAGAAAGUGAACCUUUAGUGAUCAAUGUGAUUCACUCGAGGAUCAAUGAGAAUGAGGUGCGUAGGGAGACUCAAAGGGUAAAGCACUUACAACAUAUGUAUCAGGUCCAGCAAAGGAGGCCUAGGAUAGACGAGUGCCAGGGACCGAUGGUAUCCUUUACUGAUGCAGACCUAGACAUGGUGCAACAUCUGCACAACGAUGCUCUGGUAAUAACCCUUAAAAUUGGAGAAUGCCAGUUCCCAAUAGAGCAUGGAAUUAAGGAGGUUAGAGAGGAUCAGGUGCAGGCAAAGAAUUGUUCCAUGGCAGCAAUGAAAUCUGCUAGAAAUAAUAGAAAUUGA
This is a messenger RNA of Camellia sinensis, 957 nucleotides long. Lineage: Eukaryota; Viridiplantae; Streptophyta; Magnoliopsida; Ericales; Theaceae. The record is from RefSeq and is a predicted model, not a curated record.